This is a messenger RNA of Penicillium expansum, 1347 nucleotides long. RefSeq lists its product as uncharacterized. The record is from RefSeq and is a predicted model, not a curated record. Bases 1 to 1347 code for a protein of 448 amino acids. The transcript is spliced from 3 exons. Lineage: Eukaryota; Fungi; Ascomycota; Eurotiomycetes; Eurotiales; Aspergillaceae.
AUGCUAUCUACUACCCAGCUAUAUAAGAAAGCAGAGUUCAAAGCUAAAUGGGAGAUGGCAUUCUCGCCCCAUUUAAAUCACGUCACUACUGAGACCAAAUUGAUAUCUGCCUGUGGAGAAUGGCUUCAAAAAGACGACGACUCCGAGCAUCCAUUUUUUGCCGGGUUACUCUUCUGGAAAUCAGACACUCAAGCGAAUUCUCCCCAGCUACUUCGAGAGGCCAACGUUCAUAACGUCGCAGACCAUUUAGAAAGGCUCGUGGAGGAUGCAACAGAGGUCAUUUCAGUUUACACAAGUCAGCUCAACCAUCUAUCUUGUGAUUUCUUUGGGCUGCGACCAUAUGAUCCUGGUCCGGAUUCCGUGCAGUUUCAAACUGAGCACCAACUAUUCAAAACACCCGUGAAGCCUAAGUAUAACGUGGAUAAAUCGAAAGAUAUAAACGGCAAAGAUGAAUCUCAUUUAGAAAGCAUGAUGCAGGCGAGAGCUGCUGAGCGUAUUGCCGUUGCGCCUGCAGGUGUUUGGUACCCUAUGGGAGUCAUUUCCCAAUAUUACUUGCCUCCGCAGCCAUAUUCUAGCUUUAAGGCUAAUAUCGAAAUGAUCUCUUUCUUUGUUCAGACUGGAAAUGAACGGCUAGCGACCUCAUUUGCAAAUCUUCGGAAGAACCUUUUGGGGCUGAGCGAUUGCCCCCAGCUCGUCUGGGGAAAGAAUCAGAGCAACAAAGAGGAAAACGAUAACAUCCUGCUUUUCAUUAAUCUCAAGAAGUCCAAGCAAUCCGAAGAAGAAACCGAGGCGCAAAUUGAAAGAUAUAUUCAGAAAUUCUUGAAUGAAAAUGGCGGUAUUAUACAGAAUUUAUCUCAUAGAAGGAUUGUCGGUCCAGAGCGAUUAGACAUUCUUCGUAAUAUGGAAAUAACCACAUUUGAUGUUCCGGCCAACGACUGGCUCUCGUUUGGAUAUGCUUAUUCUAAUUACAUGCGCCAUGGAUGGGUUCCUGGCAAGCAAGCUGAAACGGCGCAAUUUGGUUCGAUGUUUCAUUGUAAGAAGGAAGGAGCCCGGGAAGAAUGGUAUAGCGAUUUCGCUAAGCGAGCUCAAACCGAGUACGAUCUCCUGGGUCAUAUUGUUGAUUGGCUGCGGACUCUAUCGACGAGGAUCAGUGUGCAAUAUGUGGCAUUCGAAUUGGAAGAUUAUUGGAUGACUGCAGACAAGUUGGAAAAAGAGAGGUUGGAAAAAGAAGCUUCUCGGAUAGCUGCAGAAAAGUUGGAAAAGGAGAGGCGCGCACAAGCAGUUGUCCCACCGUCUAUCUUUGACGUGCCCUGGGCUAAUAAACCAAAAAUGCCCCGGCCUUCUUAG